Messenger RNA from Chanos chanos (milkfish), 941 nucleotides. RefSeq names its product CD99 molecule-like 2 (gene cd99l2). The transcript is spliced from 11 exons. NCBI's taxonomy places the organism in Eukaryota, Metazoa, Chordata, Actinopteri, Gonorynchiformes, Chanidae. The record is from RefSeq and is a predicted model, not a curated record. Bases 72 to 818 code for a protein of 248 amino acids.
GGGAGGCGAAUAGUUGUUUACAUUUUUUUUUAAAAAAGCUUUUGUUGGCAUUAUUUGUUGGACUUUUAAGUAUGGGGAGAUUUUUGGCGUGGACAGCUCUAACAGUCUUUUCUCUCCUGGCAGUGAAAGUCUAUGGCCAGGAUCUGGACUUGUCAGAUGCUCUGGAUUUUGCUUCAGAACCAUCACCCACCCCAAAACCUAAUGUAGAUCCUGCCGGAGGGACAACAGGAGGGGAGGGAAAAACUGUCACUAAGGCCCCAGUGCCGUCCCCGACUAAAGACCCAGUGCAGCCAAAACCCAAACCAGGCUCUGAUGACUUUGACCUGUCCGACGCCCUGGACCCGAAGAACGACAUCGGCGGGAAAGGAAAAGAGAGCGGGAAAGGUGAUAAAGGACUGGGAGGAGGUAGCCGUGGCGACGGCAGACCCAGUAUCAGAGAAGGGAACGGUGGUGGUCAGUUCUCAGAUGACGAUCUUGCGGAUGUGGGCAAAGAUGACGGUUACACCCCUGACAAAGGCAGAGGUGGACGUGGUGGGGCUGGAGACUUGGAACCUGACAAUAACGAUUAUGACACCAUGGCAGAGACCGGUACCAUCGCCGGUAUCGUGAGCGCCGUUGCUAUGGCGCUGGUUGGUGCAGUCACCAGUUACAUCUCCUACCAGAAGAAGAAGUUGUGCUUUAGCAUACAGCAGAGUCUGAAUGCUGAUAUGGUGAAGGCAGAAAAUCCAGAGGCUGUCGUAGCCCAGGAACCCCAGGUUCAGCAGACUCUUCUUCAGCCUCCCAAUGCUGAACCUCCAACGGAGGAAAAUGCUGUUUAACCUGCAGUGCUCCCUUUUACCACAGGGGGGCACAAUGCAACAGCUGUGAACUCCCUCAGUCCGGAAAAAAAGCAACCACUACCCCUCCCUUCCCUUAUGUCGGUACUCCACCAUCCCACUUUA